UAGAGAAGGUCGCUCAGACUUUUGCACGAACACCUAAAAGUUCAAUGGUCCAAAAGGACGGCUCUGGUCUAGAGAUAGAUAAAGAGAGGACCGCUUCAGAGAACGUUAUCACGAAAGAUCAAAUCACAAUUCAUCAUCCACCACCGGAAACUCCUUAUCGUACGCCUCUCUGCCAUUAAGUCCUUUUAUCGUACGCAUACGCCAGUAUUCUCCAAAGUACAAAAUAGAAAGAGACAGUAAAAGAGUUUCUACGACUUUCAAGUACAAAGCUUUGUCUGGAACAAAUCUUUAGGUAUAUGAUAAAAAAGGAAUGAUGUCCCAUGACUUCUGUGUCUGCUUCAUGCAACAUGUCGGCUUAGAUUUGGUUACAAAAGAUGCAAUCUAAACUUUAGGAUAAGGUUUUUCAGAUUUCUAUCUCCCCCUUUGGAAUAGUUUUUGUCAGAGAGCAGAAAAAAAAAAGUAAAAUCAAUGGCGAAUCCUUGGUGGGUAGGGAACGUUGCUAUGGGAGGAGUGGAGAGUCCAGUGACGUCAUCAGCUCCGUCUAUGCACCACAGAAGCAAUAACCCGAGUAUGCCCCGGUCGGAUCCAAGAUUGGACCAUGACUUCGCCAACAACAGUGGAAGCCCUAACACUCAGACACAGACACAGAACAGCCAAGAGGAACCUAAUAGCCGAGACGAGGUACUUGCUAUCGAACCCGGAUCUGGAUCCGGGUCUACGGGUCGACGUCCGAGAGGGAGACCUCCAGGUUCCAAGAACAAACCGAAGAACCCAGUGGUUGUCUCCAAAGAAAGUCCCAACUCGCUGCAAAGCCACGUCCUCGAGAUCGCCACGGGAACUGACGUGGCGGAAGCCCUAAACGCCUUCGCUCGUAGACGCGGGAGAGGCGUUUCUGUUCUGAGCGGUAGCGGUUUGGUGACUAAUGUUACUCUGCGACAGCCUGCUGUGUCUGGAGGAGUUUUGUCUCUUCGUGGUCAGUUUGAGAUCUUGUCUAUGUGCGGUGCUUUUCUUCCGACUUCAGGUUCUCCGGCAGCCGCGGCCGGUUUAACGGUUUACUUAGCUGGAGCUCAGGGUCAAGUCCUGGGAGGUGGAGUCGCUGGACCGCUUACUGCUUCUGGACCGGUUAUUGUUAUCGCUGCUACGUUUUCCAAUGCUACUUACGAGAGGUUACCUAUUGAAGAUGACCAGCAGCAACCGCAACUAGAAGAAGCUAAGAAGGAGAAAGAGAAAGACGAUAACGAGAGUGGGAAUGAUGGUAACGAAGGGUCCAUGCAGCCGCUGCCGCCGCCGAUGUAUAAUAUGCCUCCUGGUUUUAUGCCAAAUGGUCAGCAAAUGGCUCAACACGAUGUGUAUUGGGGUGCUCCUCCUCCUCGUGGUCCUCCUUCAUAUUGAUAAUUAGAUAGGUGAUGGUUGCAAGGUGUUCUUUUAGCUCGGAGGAUUAUGUUUCCAUCUGUUGAAAUUAUUUAGGGGUGGUUAGACUUUUGUUUAUUAAGCUCGGACGAUGUCUAGCUAGUGUUUGUUUGUUUUGUGGCGGUGAUUACUAGUUUUUCUGACUGAUAUCGGAUAGUUUUGUUAUGAAUGUUGUUGACUGAUCAUAGAAUCGCCUUGGAGCUUUGAUGUUCUUCUCUUUAUUUUGUGGAUAAACCUCAGCAGAGUCUUUAUGAGAAAUGGCGUGUGUGGAGUGUGAUUCUUGUUCAUC
Brassica rapa (field mustard) is the source of this 1699-nucleotide messenger RNA. Its product is annotated as AT-hook motif nuclear-localized protein 15. Gene Ontology annotation, cellular component: nucleus. Gene Ontology annotation, molecular function: DNA-binding transcription factor activity; minor groove of adenine-thymine-rich DNA binding. The record is from RefSeq and is a predicted model, not a curated record. NCBI's taxonomy places the organism in Eukaryota, Viridiplantae, Streptophyta, Magnoliopsida, Brassicales, Brassicaceae.